AUGGAGUUGGAGUUGCCUAAUCGUUUAUACGGUGAGGGAUUGGAACCUCAGGUUAAGAAGAUUAAUAACAGCUGCCGACUAAAACUUCUCGAGUUGCUAAAAGAAAAAAUGGAACCAGAAUUCGAUGAAGUUAUGAAAGAUCCCAUUUUUUCACAGAUUAUGGUUAUCCAGAAGAAUGAUCUGAAGUUUUCGGCGAGGUUGGUACACUCUUUCUUGUGUAAGGAGUUGAUGACAAGCAAGAGACAUGAGAAGUGGUUCACUUUCGCUAGGAGACCUAUGCGUUUUGGAUUGCAAGAGUAUCAUGCUGUCACUGGUCUGAAAGUGAAGCGAGAGAAUAACAAUGGGCUAGUGACAUGGAAAGACGAUAAUGGUUUUUGGAGCAAGCAGAUAAAGACAAAUGAAAAAAUAAAUUUGCAGAUCAUAAAAAAGAAGCAUUUGGAAGAGAGCAAUACCUGGACUUGGGUUGAUAGGGUGAGACUGAUAUAUCUUUGCGUUAUUAUGGGUGUGGUGAUGGGAAAGGAUGAGAAGGUGAAUAUCCCGCAUCUGUACAUGAAGUUGGCGAUGGAUUUGGAGAAGCUUCGGAAUUACCCAUGGGUUGUUCUUGCUUUAGGAGAGAUUUGUGGCACAAAAGUCAGUAAAAAUUUUACAGGUCCACUGUGUGGUAAUUGGAGAGGAUGUGCAAAAUGUUCUUAUGAAGAUAUCAUUGGCGUUGAGAACUUAUUCCCAGAAAACGAGAUUUUGCAUUCAUUCAUGGAAUCCCACAUAGAUGGAGUGGUCCUUUUGGCAACUGAUUUUGUACAGAAGGAUGAGAAGAAAGAUGAAAGAGUAGAUCGUAUUUUAGAUAUGAUCAAUAGUAAACAUGAUUGGAACAAUCAUGUUUGGGGAGUAAAAGAAGCUACAAACUCUGAAUUUGAGGAAUCUGGCGAAGAGAAAGGAGAUGAUCAAAGAGCUGAUACUGAGAGAGGUGAAAAUAGUCAUGUUGCAGGGAAUGUUGAUGGCACAGCUGAUGUUUCGGGAAGAAACAAGAGAAAGCAUGCAGACCGAGGAGCAGAGUCAAGGAAGAAGAAUGUUUUGUGCCACCUAGCUGCUUCAUCAAAAGGAAAUAUUGACACAGAUAUGAAAAAUUUCUUGGAGGAUCUGGUACAAGCUUCUUUUACUACUUUUGGGGAAAAAUUCUGUCAGCAGUUCUCGGACAGGUUGGGUAAGAUUGAGACUGAGGUUACACAACUCAGGACAGCUUCAGAGAGAACUGAGCAAUUUGAGACCGUUGUAACCGACAGAUUGGGGAAAAUUGAGGCUGAGGUUACACAGCUCAGGACAAGUUUAGUGGUGACUGAAUUGAUGGGAAAGAGUGAUCAAGCAAGCGGUCCUAGCUUGACCAAAAUCAACAGUGGUCCUAGCACCAGCAAAAAAGGCACUGCUCCAUCAAAGAAAAAGGCUGUAAAAAACCAAGAGUUAAAGACUGCUGAUUCGUGUGUCAAUUUACCUCGUGCAAAAGUUACUCAAUCAUCAGCUAGUGAUCUUAGUAUGGGUACACAAGAGUUUUUGGAAAGUUGCAUGAAGAACCUUCCAUUAGACACAUUUGUGAAAGGUUUGAAUCCUUCUCAAGCUAAAGUCGAAGAUUCAUUGGAUUGGUUGGAACUUCCAAAAUCAUUGAAGAAGCCAACAGAUUCAUUGGAACUUCAAAAAUCAUUGAAGAAGCCAGCGAUCCGAUUAGAUUACCGAGAUAUAGAGCUAGACGGCGAAAAUUUCCCUGAUCGCUGCUUGGUGUUUGUGCAUCCUACAGAUUUUAAGAAGAUGCAGGACUGGCAAGAUACACGAACAGCUACACAGAUUGGUCCUUCUAUGUUAGACGGUGAUUUAGCCGGACGUAUUAUGUCUGCCAGCAGUUGGCUUAAAAAUUACGAAAUUGAUGCUAUAAUGUAUGUUUUCCGGGAAAGAACAACAUUGAAACGAUGGAACGUAGACCGUGUUGCUUUCAUGACAUGCGUCUUCAGCGACCUCAUUGCUAAGGAUUACCAGAAUUUCUGUAAGGGUAUUAAGAAAUACACUAUGGAUCCAUUACUACUGCAAUACGGUAAAGGUGAACUGCCUUCCCAUGGAAAAACACAGAUGUUGUGGAUUGUCGAUGUGGAUCGGAUGUACGUUCAUGUCUGGGUCAAUUGCAACCAUUGGAUUGCUUUAUGCAUCAGUUUUGUGACUAGGAAUAUCCAGGUGUUUGACUGCGGGGGUAAAAAAAAAAUCAAGGAAGUGGAAGCUUUCGCGCAGCUUAUUCCUCGGAUUGUCAAGGCCGUGCAGUCAUUGACAAUACAGAAGCAUUUCCACAUCACUCCGUACAAUGUUUCCUAUGUACCUAUGAGUGGUCUUAACCGACUUCAAUGUCAUUGUGGUGUGUACACUAUAAAACGUCUUCUUGAAAUCAACCACUCUAUAAGCCUUUGA
Brassica rapa (field mustard) is the source of this 2442-nucleotide messenger RNA. RefSeq lists its product as uncharacterized. The record is from RefSeq and is a predicted model, not a curated record. Lineage: Eukaryota; Viridiplantae; Streptophyta; Magnoliopsida; Brassicales; Brassicaceae. Gene Ontology annotation, biological process: proteolysis. Gene Ontology annotation, molecular function: cysteine-type peptidase activity.